AAUUAUAUAUAUGUAAUGUUUAGAUAAAUAUAUGUCAGAAUCCGAUAGUUCAGAUAUUGAUACUAGUUCUGCGGACAGUUCAAUAAAAGUUGAAAAUUAUAAAUCUAGGAAAGAAUUAAAAGAGGCAGUUUUAAAAGACGCUGUAAAGAAAGAAUUUUUAGAGCAAACUAGGAAACACAUAGUUAAAACUGAAAAAACUGUUAGGAAAAAUUUAGUAAGAACACAUAGUUUAACAGAACAGAUAGGUACCACGCCACGAAAACAAACCGUAGGUCGUUUAGGUACUAGGUCAGACUCAAGCGUAAUUCACAUGCAGUUAGAGUCAGUGGUUAAGAAAAAAACGAGUAAAAUGGAUUUAGAUAAAGCAAUUGCUAUGAUACCUAUUUGCACGGGCAAAAAGGACGUAGCUGAAUUUAUAAAUAUUUGUGAAAUCGCAAUUAAAGAAACAACGGAAGCAGAUACACCGAUAUUAUUAAAAAUAAUUACUUCUAAGUUAACGGGAAAUGCGUUAGAAGUAACAAAAUAUCGAAAUUUAGAAACAUGGGGAGCAAUAAAAACAAUAUUAGAAGGGGCAUUCGAACAAAAAGUAUCGGAGAGGGCCCUAUCAAUAGCUUUAAACACGGCACGUAUGGCCGAGGGAGAAAGUGUAGCAAAAUUCGCUAGUAGAAUCGAAGAGUUAUAUUAUAAACUCUGCGCGGCAAGUACGGUAGGUCUAGCUCAGGCCGAGGCAGAUAUAGUGAAAAAACAAACAAAGAAACAGGCAAUGAUCAUAUUUAUGACAGGGUUACCUCAUCACCUAUAUACAGUACUGAAAAGUCGAAAUCCCAGUACAUUGGAACAAUGUUUCAAAACGGCGAUCGAUGAGAUGCUCGAAUAUGAGUCAAAAGUAGAAAUGGACAAAUUGCAGAGACAAAUCGGUAAUGGAAACAGGCAGACGUCAAUAACGAGGAAAAACGACAAAAUGGUGGUAAUACAAAUAACGCAGUUAAUCGCGGAGGAAACGGUAAUUCAAAUCAAAGCAAUAGAAAUAAUAAUUUCAACGGGUAUAACAACCGAUAUGUUAAUCACAACAACCGCAAUAACUAUGGGAAUAAUAAUCAGAGCGGAUAUGGCUCACACAUGGUUAAUCGCGGCGGUCAUCGAGGCGGAAACGGCUAUGGACGGAAUUUCAAUGGCAAUAAUGUACAACAAAAUAAUAUUAACCGAGGCACCGGAUGCUACACUUGUGGUAGAUCUAAUCACAUAGCACGAGAUUGCUGGAGCAAUCGACCUAAUGCGCAACAAAAUACGUAUAACAAUAAUCGUGUAAGCGGCACGCGCCAUGCGAACAACAGCAAUAAUGUUCGUAGGGACAAUAACAAUACUCAGGGCGUACUUUGCAGUUACUGCAAUAAGAUAGGUCAUGAAAUUUCAAGCUGUUAUACAAAACAGAAAAACGAAAGAAGCACGUCGGGAAACGCCAACGGACCAUCACCAGUGGGAGUCAGAUUGGUCCAAGAAAUAGUUCAAGACC
Metopolophium dirhodum (rose-grain aphid) is the source of this 1513-nucleotide messenger RNA. RefSeq lists its product as uncharacterized. NCBI's taxonomy places the organism in Eukaryota, Metazoa, Arthropoda, Insecta, Hemiptera, Aphididae. The record is from RefSeq and is a predicted model, not a curated record. The transcript is spliced from 2 exons. Bases 32 to 1246 code for a protein of 404 amino acids.